Messenger RNA from Episyrphus balteatus (marmalade hoverfly), 1767 nucleotides. Its product is annotated as neuralized-like protein 2. Gene Ontology annotation, biological process: intracellular signal transduction. The record is from RefSeq and is a predicted model, not a curated record. Gene Ontology annotation, molecular function: ubiquitin protein ligase activity. Lineage: Eukaryota; Metazoa; Arthropoda; Insecta; Diptera; Syrphidae. Bases 268 to 1116 code for a protein of 282 amino acids. The transcript is spliced from 3 exons.
UGUCAACUUGUUUUUCAGAGAGAAAAAUUGUUCCUUUUCUUGUAUUGCAUUUUGCACAGUGAUCUAAAAAAGUGUAAAUAAAUAAAAAAAUAAAGAAAAUUACAAAACAAUCCAAUAGCGCCAAAUUCAGGCGAAUAUAAUUAAAUAUAUUCGCGUUUCACAAUCGCGUGUAUAUUAAUAUAAAUCCCCAAUUUGCUGCCAUUUAUCGCAAAGCCAAAUUACAUUUUUAUCACAAAAUAAAAAAACAAUUAUAAAAAAAAAGAAAUCAUGACUUCAUCAACAUCAUCAAGUUCUUCUUUAAAUGCGCGUCAAACCAAAGCAACGCGCCAGGCACUUUCUCGAUUCCAUCCUUACCACGGAGCCAACAUCAUCCUUUGCGAUGAUAACACAGUUGCUCUGCGAAAAGCCAGCUUUGCUGAUGCAGUCACAUUCUCCGAGAAACCCUUAAUGCCCGGUGAGAUAUUUCUAAUUGAAAUUGAGGCAAACGAACGCGGAUGGUCUGGCCAUAUGCGUUUGGGACUGACACAGCUGUUGCCAGAAGAUAUAGUCUCUUCGAAUGAUGGUUUGCCUCAAUAUGCUCUUCCUGAUUUGGCUAAUAUGGGUACGAGUUGGAUUUAUCCAAUAUCAAAGUUUGAAAGGCAAUUAAUGGAAGUUGGUGGACCGAAUGGAAGUGGUGCAGAUGCUAAUGGAAAGAAAGCUAAUAAUAUUCUUGGAGAUGCUGUUUAUGUUCGAACACCUCGUGGAUUGAUUCCGAGGCGGAUUCUUAAGCCAGAAUCUGAUUUCAAUUCGGAAAUCCUCCUCACAGAUAGAGGAUCGAGGAUUGGUGUGGUAUUUAUACCAACAGACACGGACAAAUCUAAGGCGGAAAUGCACUUCAUUAUUAAUGGAGUUGACCAAGGACCGUGUACUAGAGAGAUUCCCUAUCAAAAUGGUCCAUUGCAUGUGGUUGUCGAUGUUUAUGGCACCACUAAGCGAAUUCGUAUCGUCCAGCUUUAUGGCAUAAUUUCUCUUCAAAACGCUUGUCGUGAUGCUAUACUCUUAAAUCUAAAGAAACACGAUGUAGACAAGUUACCCCUGCCGGAUAGACUCAAACAAUUUCUCAUGCAAUACGACUAAGCCAAAUCUGAUUAACAAAACAACAAUCAACAAAGGACAUACACAUAAAAAAUCUGCAACACGACUUGAAGAAGGAAGACAGCGAAAUGCGCAGCAUCCCAAAAAUGUUUCGAAAAGAAUUUCGAAAGACAAAAAAAUACAACAAAAAAAAAAAACUCAUUUAUCUAUUUGUGUUGAUGUCAUCUCGCUAUAGAGCCUAUGAUUUGUUAAACAUUCAUACUUAAGUUUUAAAAAAUCUUAUUUUCAAUGAUAAGAUUAAAGAGUUUAAAUCCCAUUUAGUUAUGGUGUAGUUGGUUAUAUACAAAAUACAUAAACAUUAUGUACAUGUAAUCUGGCUUAUAAGGCCGUCGCCGCCGCGUUUUUCAUGGUCUUUCAUUCCCUUCAUCGCCGCAGACCGUGAAUUUGCAUUUAAAUUAACAAAUUUUUCCUCUAUAUAUUUUUCCGCACCAUGUGAUAGUAUAUGUUUUAUACAUUUGUACAUUCGAUUAUAAAAAAAAAUAAAUAAAUGAAAAAAAAAAAUUAAAAAAAAAAAACAAAUGAAAAAAUGUUAAUUUGUUUAUUCGUUUAUUUUAGUUAUUAGUUUUAUUAUUUUUUUGUAAUAAUUUUGAAUUAUUUAUUAAAAGAACAAAGAAACGCGCUUGUUUUAGUCUG